Aspergillus pseudonomiae is the source of this 1503-nucleotide messenger RNA. Its product is annotated as FAD-binding oxidoreductase. NCBI's taxonomy places the organism in Eukaryota, Fungi, Ascomycota, Eurotiomycetes, Eurotiales, Aspergillaceae. Gene Ontology annotation, molecular function: FAD binding; oxidoreductase activity. The record is from RefSeq and is a predicted model, not a curated record. Bases 1 to 1503 code for a protein of 500 amino acids. The transcript has 4 exons.
AUGCGUAUGCAAGUGGCCACUGCCGUGGCCGCAUGGGCUGUCACCUCGGCCUGUCAGAGCCUGCCCAUCACUCGGAACCUUUGGUCGCGCGAUGCCGACUACAAGGAUCUCAGCGAGAAGCUUUCCGUCUCCGCUAAAGUUUACUAUCCUGGCUCGGAUGAGUUCGAGCAGGCUUCCACUCGGUGGUCCAAUUUGGAGAAACCCACCGUGAACAUCGUCGUCGUUCCCGGCACUGAGAAUGAUGUCGUCGAGACGGUGCAAUUCGCCAACAAGAAGCAAUUACCGUUCUUGGCCUACAAUGCCGCCCACGGAGCCAUCACCACACUGGGAAAGAUGGACCGCGGUAUCGAGAUCUACUUGGACCAGCUCAGCGGUGUCGAUAUCGCCGAGGAUGGCAAGACCGUGACUAUUGCUGGUGGAACCAAGUCCAAGUUGGUGACCGACACGCUCUGGGAUGCUGGCAAGCAGACGGUUACUGGCGCAUGCGAAUGUGUCAGCUACCUCGGACCCGCCUUGGGUGGUGGCCACGGCUGGCUGCAGGGCCGCCACGGGCUUAUUGCAGACCAGUUCGAGUCGAUGAACAUUGUGCUUGCCAACGGCACGCUUGUCACUCUGGACUCCAGCUCCGAGCUCUGGUGGGCCAUAAAGGGUGCGGGCCACAACUUCGGCAUCGUCACCUCUGUGACCUCCAAGAUCUACGACGUCGAGUACAGGGACUGGGCCAUUGAGAUCAUUACCUUCAGCGGCGACAAGGUCGAGGAGAUCUACGAAGCUGUGAACACGCAUCUCCUGAAGGACGGCAGCCAGCCCACAGACGUCAUUAACUGGUCGUACUGGGUUAACGAUCCCGCCGCGGAUGCGACCAACCCCGUCAUCCAAGUAAUCAUCAUCCAAGAAGGCGUCCAGGCCGUUGACACCGCCUAUACCGCCCCUUUCCACUCCAUGGACCCUAUCUCCAUUGAGCCCCAUAGCGGCAGCUACACCGACCUCGCCGAAUGGGUCGGCGUCACCACGACCUCCGGACCAUGCGAGAAGAACGGCGCCAUGAACCCGCGGUUCCCCAGCUACCUGGAGACGUACAACGCGACCGCGCAGAAGCAAGCCUACGAGGUGUUCGCCGAGGCCGUGCGUGGGUCGUCCAUCUUCAACGGAUCCCUGGUGACGUUCGAUGGAUACUCCACGCAAGGCGUGAAGUCCAUCGCCGCUGAUAGCACCGCGGUCCCCUACCGUGACCAGAACAUCCUCGUCGGGCCCUUGAUCGCCUACAUGCCCGGGGACGCCGAGCUGGACGAGAAGGCCGCCCAGGUGGGCAACCAGAUCCGCCAGAUUCUGCACGAAGGGUCUGGCCGCGAGCAUGUCCUCGCGUAUGUCAACUAUGCCUAUGGCACCGAGGGCCCCGAGGAGUGGUACGGUAGCGAGGAGUGGAGACAGAGCCGGUUGCAAAGCUUGAAGAAGAAGUACGACCCUAAUGGGAUGUUCAGCUUCUAUGCGCCGAUUGUUUAG